This is a messenger RNA of Chenopodium quinoa (quinoa), 1597 nucleotides long. RefSeq names its product cytochrome b561 and DOMON domain-containing protein At5g47530-like. The coding region runs from base 185 to 1333 and encodes 382 amino acids. The transcript is spliced from 3 exons. NCBI's taxonomy places the organism in Eukaryota, Viridiplantae, Streptophyta, Magnoliopsida, Caryophyllales, Amaranthaceae. The record is from RefSeq and is a predicted model, not a curated record.
UUUAAUAUUAUAUUACAUGCAUGGAUUAAACAAUCAUAAUAAUCCUGGAUUCCUCAACUCUAUAGCUGUCUUGAUAAUACAAUGUUAAUGUAUGUAAAAUUACAAUCUGUAACAUCCUCUUGUUUCGCCAUAAUUUUUGACACUUUAUAAAAACUUCAAAAUCAUUUUCAUAUAUACGUAAAAUAUGUUUUCUUCCAUUUUCAUAUUGUUUGUUACAACUCUACCCUUUUACGCACAAUCAACUCCGUGCGCCAAUCACAAAUUUGCACCAAUUUUAAAAAAACCACAUGGCUAUAAAAAAUGUGUUGAUCUCCCCUUUUUUAACUCCUCCCUACAUUACAACUACAACCCUUCAAUGGGAAUACUCGAAAUCGCCUACCGCCACCCCGGUCUUGGACCCGGCUCCUUGGCCAAGUGGGUUGCAUGGGCUAUAAAUCCUAGGGGAAAAGCCAUGAUCGGAGCACAAACCUUGGUGGCAUACCGCAGUGGUGACAAUGGGUCGGUUUUGGCAUACACGUCCCCUAUUACCACCUAUAAGACGGGCCUUGCUAAGGGUGCUUUGAGUUUCGAUGUAACGGGACUAAAGGCCGCGGUUAUUAAAGACGAGAUUUUUAUAUUUGCAACGAUUAAGGUCCCUAAAAAUAAGACAGUUAUUAAUCAACUUUGGCAAGAAGGGCUCAUAAACGAGUAUGGGACACCCCUAUGGCAUAAUAAUGCUUACCCUAACCUUCAUUCCAUGGCUUCCCUUAAUCUUCUUUCCGGUGACAUCAUCCUCUCCGAAAAACCUACUCCGAUAAGAACUGUGAGUUUUUUUUUCGGAUUUUAUAUAAUUGGCUGGGGAAUACUGAUGCCUUUUGGAAUUAUGAUAGCAAGACAUUACAAGGAAUUUUUCCCAAAAGAUGACUCAAAUUGGUUUUAUCUUCAUAUUGGGUGCCAAAUCCCAGCAUACAUGCUUGGUGCUACAGGCUGGGCCAUUGGUCUCAAACUUAAUAGCGUCCAAGGCCUAAGACAUUUUGUCGACCAUAAACGGAUCGGGACUGCCCUCUUUUGUAUGGCCACGUUUCAGGUAUCUGCACUUGUGCUCAGACCACACAAGGACCACAAAUAUAGAUCCUACUGGAGCAAGUACCACCACUUAGUUGGGAAGGCAACUGUAAUCCUCGGCCUUUUCAACAUAAGCUUGGGUCUCACUAUCCUCAAACCUGAUAUAGAUGCGAGGGCCGCCUUCUUUUGUGUGCUAACACCAUGGGGGGUUGUUGCGUUAGUAUUGGAAAUAGUUAAGAAAAGUAAGAAGACCAAGGUUGCAGCAAGCCAAAAUACCAGCAGUAAUUAACAAGAAGGCCCAUGAAGCAUGAACGUGUACAUUGAGUUAAAUCUAUCUCUAACAUGAGCUUUCUUUAUCUUUUAGCAGAAUAUUUUCUCUUUUGGAGGCGAAAAUGUAUGGUUAGAGAAAGAAUUUAUGUAAUGCAGAGAGGAUAAAUCAGUAGGAGACGAAGAGCUUUAAAGUAUGUCACACUCUUUUCUUUAGGAUUCUUAACAGUUUCAAUACAUUAGGAACAUUGAUUAGAAAUUGGACUGUAAACAAUAAGAAAUAACA